AUGGAUCCUCUCAGCAUCGUCGCAUCUGUCGUCGGACUCCUCCAGGCGAUUUCUACCACUUAUGCGACCUUCAACACAAUCAGAAACCUCCCUAAAGCGUUCGAGCAUGUCAGAACGUAUCUUCCUCUGGCUCAGAGGAUCCUUAAAGACGUUCGUGCUCAGCUAAAGCAGCGAAAUCUGACCAAGGCAGAACAGCAAUCGAUCACUCGAAUUAUUCGGGAAUGCGAAAUCAAAGCUACCGAACUGAAGCAAAUAUUUGAUGCGCUCGAGAAAAAAUGCAAGCAAGACAAAGAUGCGAGAAGUUGGGACAAGCUUCGCGGAUGGUACCACGAGAUCUUGCGCGGCAUCAAGGGGCAUCGCGUGGAGAGCCUAAUGAACGAUAUCCUGGAGGCCAUGAAGAAGCUUGCUCUAUACCAGCGGUUCAGAUUGGCGACUCAAGAGGACGUUGCGGAAAUCAAAAAGGCUCUUGAGGACAUCUCUCACGUGGAGCCAUCUUUAGAUGAUGCGGCUGUCGAGUCGAAGACUUUGAUUCAGGCCACCCAAAUCGUGAACAUUGGUGGCAUGGUACAGCAGAAUAAUCCAAGCGGAGGCAUGAACACCUUUAAUCCAGUGUACAAUGUCAGCGUUGACACAGUCAAUUUAGGUAAGGCUCCCUGA
This is a messenger RNA of Penicillium soppii, 657 nucleotides long. Its product is annotated as ankyrin repeat protein. The coding region runs from base 1 to 657 and encodes 218 amino acids. The record is from RefSeq and is a predicted model, not a curated record. Lineage: Eukaryota; Fungi; Ascomycota; Eurotiomycetes; Eurotiales; Aspergillaceae. The transcript has a single exon.